ACUGAGGGAGCUUUACGAACGGCUGGAUAUCAAUAAUGAUGGCACAGUUGAUAUAAGAGAUUUAACAGCAGCACUGAAGCAUGAAAUGCCACAUAUUCCGACGCGAUUGGCCCCAAAACUCUUGGCACGCAUCUCCCCUGGAAAAGACGGUAACAUCAAUUUCGCUGAUUUUGUCAAGUACGUUGUGGAACACGAGAAAAGGUUGGAGGUCAUAUUCCAGGAUCUCGAUAAAAACAAUGAUGGUAUCAUUGAUGCUCGAGAAAUCAAAACGUUUUGUAAUGAUCUUGGAAUCCCGCUGGACGAUAGGAAAGCUCAAGGCAUCUUACAAAAGAUGUCCGAACUGUCAGACUCAGACUCUUCAUCUGUAGAUCUAUCCGAUUUUCAAAACUUCAUGCUGCUUUAUCCGAGCUCCGAUGUUAAAGACAUGGUGGACUUCUGGCGCCAUAAUCUAGUGAUUGAUAUCGGAGAGGACAGUCAAGUUCCAGAAGAUUUUACUCCCCAAGAAAUGAUCUCUGGUGUUUGGUGGCGACAUUUGGUAGCUGGAGGUGUUGCUGGAUGUAUGUCGAGAACAUGUACUGCUCCUCUAGACAGGCUCAAAGUGUUCAUGCAGGUUCAUUCUACGCGAACAAACCGGUUAGGGGUGAUGUCAUCGUUGCGGUUACUACAUGCUGAAGGUGGCGUGAAGUCGUUUUGGAGAGGGAAUGGUAUAAACGUGAUUAAGAUUGCUCCGGAAUCCGCAAUCAAAUUCAUGGCUUAUGAUCAGUGCAAGAGAUUGAUUCAAAGGUUCAAAGGGAAUGACGAAUUGAGCAUUAUAGAGAGGUUUCUCGCGGGCUCUUCUGCUGGUGCUAUAUCACAAACUGUCAUAUAUCCCAUGGAAGUGUUGAAGACCCGGCUGGCAUUAAGAAAAACUGGUCAACUGGAUAACGGCCUUUUCCACUUUGCUCAAAAAAUGUACAAAAAGGAAGGAGCUCUUUGUUUCUAUAAGGGAUAUGUUCCUAAUUUGUUGGGUAUAAUACCAUAUGCGGGUAUCGAUCUGGCCAUUUAUGAGACGCUCAAAAAAUUGUACGUCCGGCGUCACAACGGUGGUGCCGAACCCGGUGUAUUAGCUUUGUUGGCGUGUGGAACUUGUAGCUCAACUUGUGGACAGCUUGCUAGCUAUCCUUUAGCUCUCGUGAGAACGCGACUGCAGGCCAGAGCAAUCUCUGGAGAUCCGCUCCAGCCUGAUACUAUGACUGGUCAGAUUCGUUACAUC
This is a messenger RNA of Cylicostephanus goldi, 1252 nucleotides long. The record is from the annotation of a GenBank genome assembly. NCBI's taxonomy places the organism in Eukaryota, Metazoa, Nematoda, Chromadorea, Rhabditida, Strongylidae.